Molecule: messenger RNA, 585 nt
Organism: Procambarus clarkii (red swamp crayfish)
Lineage: Eukaryota; Metazoa; Arthropoda; Malacostraca; Decapoda; Cambaridae
Product: cuticle protein AMP4
Cellular component (GO): chitin-based extracellular matrix
Molecular function (GO): structural constituent of chitin-based larval cuticle
Source: RefSeq, a predicted model, not a curated record
CACCACCACAUCUCCAGCAAGUGCAACGCUGCCAACACCUCCUCCUUCACCACCUGCACCAUGAAGACCGUCAUCCUCGCCGCCUUGGUCGCCGUGGCCGUCGCUGCCCAGCUGCCCGGGGAGCCGACGCCCAUACCCAUCGUCCGUCAGUCUCAGGUCAACCCCGAACUCGGCGCUCACAACUUCGAGUUCGAGUCCGCCAACGGCAUCCAGGUGCAGGAGUCAGGCUCCGAGGGCAGCCUUGGCGGCGCCAACCGCAUCGGAGAAUACAGUUACGUUCAGGAGGACGGCACCGUAGCCAAGGUGCAGUUCGUAGCUGACGAGAACGGCUACCAGCCCCAGUCCGACCUGCUGCCCGUGGCCCCAGAGUUCCCCCACCCCAUCCCCCAGUUCGUCCUCGACCAGAUCGCCUUCGCCGAGGCCGAGAGGGAACGCCUGGCCCGCGAGGGCAAGACCCCCCAGUAAGGCCACCAGCUAGUACGACCUUCGACAGCUUCACAAGACGAUGCAACAGUCUUGGGAGCCUCCUUCUCCCUGUCUGACUAUCUUUUGUAUUUAUUAGUGCAAAUAAAUUAUUUACUAUCA